AUGAUUUUAAUGACAUUGAAAUGCCUUAGAUCUGGUGGAAUAACAUUUUUUGGUGGUGUGUCAGUUUUAGUUGCUACAAUGAUUGGACCAGGUCUAAUUACAAUUCCAUUAUUGUUUCAAUCAGCUGGAUGGUUAACAUCAAUCUUAAUGUUUAUAUUGGCAAUAUUUUUAUCAACUACUGCUUCACUUGUAUUAUGUGAAGUGUUAAGUUCCAUACCUGGUAACGAAAAAUUUCAGUCUCUUGAUAAAAUGUUUAUAAAAUUCGCAGGGAAAAGUUGUGGCAUUGAAUUGUAUCCAAAUUUGUUCAAGGCUAUUUGUGUUAAUGAGUUGACUUCCGAACAGAACAGUCCGUUCGGAUCAAAUUAUAUGUUGGUUACUUUUGGAUUAUUGUUAACAUUUGGAUUUGUUAUACCAAUGACAUUAUCAAGUUUAUCUGAAAAUGCCAAAGUACAAAUAUUGGUAUUUAUUGUUAAUGGAUUAAAUCAUAAUAAUGUUCCAUUAAUUGGUAAAGAUCAGUCUCAACUAGUUGGUACUAUAUUAUUCAAUUAUGCAUUUAUUGUCUUUAUACCAAGCUUAGUUAAUGAACUGAACAGAGACGUUUCAAUUCAUAAAACAAUAAUAUGCUCUGUACUAUUUACAUCAUUAUCAUAUAUACUAAUUGGAAUAAUGGGUUCAUUGGCAUUUGGAAAAAUGAACCAGAACUCGAACAUCAUCAAGGAAAUCCAAGAUAAUGAUAAUGAAAAAUUGAAAAAAAAUAUUUUUAUUGAAAUCACAACUUAUCUGUUCCCAAUUGUUGGUCUAUUAACUGCUAUUCCUGUUGAUGCCAUCAUCAUAAAAUACAAUUUAAUUGAAUCUGGGAUAUGUAAUAAUAGUAAAUAUUCUUCAAGAAUAACAUUUUCUUUGCCUUCUCCUUCUACAACAACUUCUACAACAACUUCAAGUAAUGAUAAUAACGAAUUAGGAUUAUCAUCAAAGUUAAAAGAAACUAAUAUGAAUUUAGAGAGUUCAGAUAUUGGAAGAAAAAAACGUUUAAAAAGAUUUAAACAUAUGUCUUCUGAUGCCAUUCUAUUGGAUAAAAUACCUGAUUUUCAGUAG
This is a messenger RNA of Entrophospora sp. SA101, 1095 nucleotides long. The record is from the annotation of a GenBank genome assembly. NCBI's taxonomy places the organism in Eukaryota, Fungi, Glomeromycota, Glomeromycetes, Entrophosporales, Entrophosporaceae.